Molecule: messenger RNA, 2163 nt
Organism: Scylla paramamosain (green mud crab)
Lineage: Eukaryota; Metazoa; Arthropoda; Malacostraca; Decapoda; Portunidae
Product: glutamic acid-rich protein-like
Exons: 2
Coding region: 1-2163 (720 amino acids)
Source: RefSeq, a predicted model, not a curated record
AUGACCAUUACAAAGGAAUUCAACGUGAGUGACAAGAAAGAGAGCCUCAAGAAGCCUGCCAGCCAAUACAGGCACCACACAGAGAGAACCCCUGCACGGGACACUGUCGAAAUGCCACAGGAGUUUACUGACGGGAAGAAGAAAGGGAAAAAGAGGAAAACCAAAGAACUGGAGCAGAGUACUGGAAAAAUGGCGCUAGAGUUUACUGACGGGAAGAAGAAAGGGAAAAAGAGGAAGGCGAAAGAACUGGAGCAGAGUACCGGCGAAGCGGCGCUAGAGUUUACUGACAGAGAAAAGAAAGCGAAAAAGAGGAAGGCAAAAGAACUGGAGCAGAGUAAUGGAAAAAUGGCGCUAGAGUUUACUGACGGAGAAAACAAAGGCAAAAAGAGGAAGGCGAAAGAACUGGAGCAGAGUACUGGUGAAACGGCGCUGGAGUUUAAUGACGGGAAGAAAGGAAAAAAAAGGAAGGCGAAAGAACUGGAGCAGAGUACUGGAAAAAUGGCGCUAAAGUUUACUGACGGAGAAAAAAAAGGGAAAAAGAGAAAAGCAAAUUAUCUGGAGCAGAGUACGGGAAAAAUGGCGCUAAAGUUUACUGACGGAGAAAAGAAAGGAAAAAAGAGGAAAGCGAAAGAACUGGAACAGAGUACUAGCGAAACGGCGCUAGAAUUUACUGACGAAGAGAAGAAAGGAAAAAAGAGGAAGGUGAAAGAACUGCAGCAGGAUACUAGCGAAACGGCGCUAGAAUUUACUGACGAAAAGAAGAAAGAAAACGGCACAAAGGCAAAAGAACUGCAACAAGACAAGGGCGGGAGUGUGCACGGGUCCGAUGAAGAGUGGGAACAAACGCUGCGUAGCCUCAUAGACGCAUUUGAUCGCCUGGAAAUUAAAGAAGAACCACAACCAGAGAUUAAAGUCGCUGACAGCGAAAGAUUUGCCGUCUUGCCCGCCGUGAAGAGCAAGAAGACUGAAGGCGAGACCGAUGAUGAGAGUAAAGACUUGAGUGAUAGUGUUGAGUUUACACAGAGACGAGCAUGCGAUGAUCAGUCUGUCGUGGAGGAUAACAAAGACGAGGAUAACAUGGACUGUAAUGAUGAUGAUGAACACAUAUGCUUAUUGUUAGGUGAUAAGUCUGUGUGCUUACUACAUGAUGAUGAAUGUACAUCUGAUGAUGAUGAUGAUGACUCCACAUGUUUACUGCAUGAUGUUGAGUCCACAUGCUCAGAUGAUGAUGAUUAUCCUGCAUGUUUAAUUGCCAAUGAAGAUUCAGCAUGCUCAAUGGCUGAUGUAGAGGCCAAGGCCUUGACUGAUGAUGUACAGGCCGAGAGUGUAAAUGAUGAUGUGGAACUAACAGGCUUAGGUGAUGCAGGGCCUGUAACCACAGAUGAUGAUGUGGAACCAACAGGCUUAGGUGAUGCAGUGCCUGUAGCCAAUGAUGAUGAUGUGGAAUUAACAAAUUUAACUGAUGCAGAGCCUGUAAUUAAAGAUGGUGAUCUAGAACCAACAGGUUUAGGUGAUGCAGAGCCUGUAGCCAAAGAUGAUGAUGUGAAACUAACAGGCUUAUGUGAUGCAAAGCCUGUAACUAAAGAUGAUGAUGUGGAACUAACAGGGUUAAGUGAUGCAGAGCGCGUAACCAAAGAGGAUGAUGUAGAAUUAACAGGCUUAGGUGAUGCAGAGCGCGUAACCAAAGAGGAUGAUGUAGAAUUCAUGAGCUUAGGUGAUGCAGAACCUGUAACCAAAGAUGGUGAUGUGGAAUUCAUGAGCUUAGGUGAUGCAGAGCCUGUAACCAAAGAUGGUGAUGUGGAACUAAAAGGAUUAGGUGACGCACAGCCUGUAACCAAAGAUGAUGAUGUGGAGUUCAUGGGCUUAGGUGAUGCAGAGCCUUUAACCAAGGACGAUGUAGAACACAUGGAAGAAGAAUGUGAAGAGCUCAUGGACUUGGGUGAUGAUGUAGAUCAUAUUGAAGCCAUGAAAACAGAAUAUGUUGAGCCUAUAGGCCGAGACUCUAUGAAGCACCGAAUGGACGGGAAGAGGCCUUGCCUGAUGGAGAGGCGAGACCACAUGGUGAGCUACGACAGGAAGGGACGUCGCUGUAUGAAGUGGCGAGAUGACUUGGAGGCCGAAGGUCUUGUGAAAGGGUACCAUCUCUUAGAGCGACGAGACUAA